Messenger RNA from Closterium sp. Naga37s-1, 3021 nucleotides. NCBI's taxonomy places the organism in Eukaryota, Viridiplantae, Streptophyta, Zygnematophyceae, Desmidiales, Closteriaceae. The record is from the annotation of a GenBank genome assembly.
AUGUCAGACGGAGAGACGAUGAGUGAGGCAGCAGGAGGAAUGGAGGCGCGAGUAGAGCAGUUAGCGGCGAAGCUGGCGCAGCAGGAGGAGGCCAUGGCUGCUCUCAAGAGCGAGGUUGACGAACUGCGACGCGCGGUGGCGCAGGCCGCAGACGCGAAGGGCGCUGAGGCGAAGGUUCUAGAGGCGAAGGGCGCAAAUGCAACGGGCGCAGAAGCAGAGGGCGCAGAGGCAAUGCGCACAGAAGCGACGGGCGCGGCAAAGGGCGCAGCGGCGAAAGGAGCGUUGGAGACGGGAAGCCACGGGGAGACGGCAAAGGGCAAGGAGGCAGGAGAUGACCUCCCGGCGGAGCCUUGCUAUCAGAAAGAUUUUAUUCCCGUGCUUGAGAACCUUAUAACGGGAGGCUUUGUAAAGAUUAUAAGAAGUGAGCUUGCGUCCACGGCGGAGGGUUUGAAGCAGCAGGCGGAGACAGUGCGGAGCGAGGCGGCCGGCGCGGCGGGCGCGCUCAAGGCGGAGAUUGCGCGGAUGAAGGCUGCGGCUGAGCGCCAGGCGGCGGAAGUGGCGUACGUGCGCGCGACGGCGGCGCACGCUGAGGCGCGGGUGAACGAGUUGGAGCUGGCGGUGGCGGAGUGGAAGAGCACGCGGGAGAAUGAACGCGCAGAGCAGGGGCGCGCGGGGCGCAGCCAGGCCGGGGGAAGCGCGGGGGCUCAAGCAGGAGCGGAGACGCCCGAGGGGAAGAGGCGGAAGCUGGAUGAAGCGGGGAAGGCGGAGGAGAUGGCACAUGCUGCUGCGGGCGGUUGCGCACUCGUUGCCACGCGUGGUGCUUCCGAUGGAAAGCAGGAUGGGGCGGAAUGGAAGGCUGGCUUGUCGGGACUGAGGACUCGGGUGGAGGGUCUGCAGGACAGAGUGGGUACGCUGGAGAGCAGGAGCGCCGACCGAGGGGUUCUAUGGGAGGCGCUGCUGACUCUCUGGGCCAAGGCAGCGCCGCAGCAGACAGAGGUGACCCUCAGAGGCAUCUCCACCCUCACAAACGGCGCCCUAACCCGUCUCACCUCGUUGCGCCAGCUCAUAACCGUUGACCUUGGAGACUCCUCAGGCUUCUCCGCGGUGGGAGUGCGCAAGCUCUACUCCCUGCCAUCGCUCAUGCAUCUGGAUCUCACGGGUUCAUGCACGGACGCUGCUCUUGAGGGUAUUGACCGCGUGAAGAGCCUGCGCACUCUGAUUCUUUUCAACAGCACGGUCACAGAUGUGGGGCUUGCAAGGCUGGAAGGGAUGACAUCCCUCCUGAAGCUUCAGCUGGGGGGAUGCAGGGGAAUCACCUCUGCUGGGGCAAGGCACCUCCUCACCUCUUCUCACUUCCCAACCACCCACUACAACCUCCCCCGAUACCUCGACGUUCGUACGGUCACGAUUGCAACGGCGAUAACAGGAGCCAUGUCACACGGAGUGCCGGUGACGGUCCGACCGGAGGAGGUGGCGGGGGGGACGGUGAGUGAAACCGCAGGAGGAAUGGUGGCGCAAGUAGAGCAUUUAGCGGCGAAGCUGAGGCAGCAGGAGGAGGCCAUGGCUGCUCUCAAGAAGGAAGUUGACGAACUGCGACGCGCGAUGGCGAAGGUUGCAGACGCGAACGGUGCAGAGGCGAAGGUCGCAGAGCCGAAGGGCGCAGAAGCGCAAGCCGCAGAGCCGACGGGCGCAAAUGCGGAGGGUGCAGACGCGAAGGUCGCAGCGGCGACGGGCGCAGCGGCGAAGGGGGCGUUAGAGAGGGGGAGAAACGGGGGGAAGGCAAACGGCAAGGGCGGGGCGGGGAGUGCAGCGGCAGGGGAUGAUGCCGCAAAGGCAGGUCACGGCGACCUCCCGGCGGAGAUUCUAGAUGGGAAAGAAAUCAUUGCGAUAGUGGAGAACUUUAUAACGGAGCACGUAGUUGGAUUAAGGGGUGAGCUUGAGUCUCAGGCGGAAGGUUUUAAGCAGCAGGUGGACGCGGUGCGGAGCGAGGCGGCGGACGCGGCGGGCGCGCUGAAGGCGGAGAUUGCGCAGGUGCGGGCUGCGGCGGAACGGCAGGCGGCGGAAGUGGCGUACGUGCGCGCGAUUGCGGCGCACGCUGAGGAGCGAACGAACGACUUGGAGCUGGCGGUGGCGGAGGGGAAGAGCGCGCGGGAGAAGGCGCGCGCGGAGGAGCGGGGGUGCGCAGAGACGCCUGAGGGGAAGAGGCGGAAGUUGGAUGAAGCGGGGAAGGCAGAGGGGGUGGCGUCUGCUGCUGCGGGCGGUCGCGCACUUGUUGCCAAUCGUGGUGCUCCAGAUGGAAAGCGGGAUGAGGGAGAAAUAAAGGCUGCCCUGUCGGCACUGCAGAAGGCGGUAGAUGGACUGCUGCGCAGAGUGGAUAAGGUGGAGGACGGUAAUCAUGACAGAGGAAGGUUAUGGGAGGCGCUGCUGACGCUCUGGGCCAAGGCAGCGCCGCAGCAGACGGAGAUGGAAUUCAUAGUCAACCACCUUGCCGUCACCUCUCCCUCACUCCCCGCCGUCGCCUCUCUUCACCCCCCACCGUCGCCUCUCCCUCCCUCCCCGCCGUCGCUCCCCCUUCCUCCUCCUCGUCGCCUCUCCCUCCCUUCCCGCCGUCGCCUUUGGUGGGUUGCUGCACGACCACGCGUUGUUUUCUUAGGCACGGUUGUCUCAGAAGGGGAGAGAGGGAGUGUGAGGGAGUGUGUGUGCACGGGAGCGAGCACGCAGGCGCAUAGCGCGCUGGCGCCUAACGGGCUGGCGCCAAACGCGCUGGCGCCUAGCGCGCUGGCGCCUAACGCGCAGGCGCCUAGAGCGCUGGCGCCUAACGCGCUAGCGCCUAGCGCGCUGGCGCUUGCUGCGCUGGCGCCUAGCGCGCUGGCGCAUAGUGCGCUGGUUCCUAGCGCGCUGGCGCCUAAUGCGCAGGCGCCUAGAGUGCUGGCGCCUAACGCGCUGGCGCCAAAUGCGCUGGCCCUAGCGCGCUGGCGCCUAAUGCGCAGGCGCCUAGAGCGCUGGCGCCAAACGCGCUAG